CUCAGGGUCAGCAUCUGUGAAAUGGAGAGACCCCUGCCCCUCGCGCCCCUUCUCAGGGCCUUGGGAGGAGCCAAGAGAGAAGGGAGGUCCCGGGGAAAGGGAUUUAUGGCCUGUAGGGGGCCCGGAGCUGGGUCCCCCACACAUCCUGCCUGAAAGCCGGGUCCUGGGGGGCUGGCCUGGGAGGCGGGGUGGGGGUGGUCAACCGCGAGCCAGGGCAGACCUGGGCCACAGAGGCCCACAGGACAGGGCUUGAGCAGAGCCCCUGAUUGGCCUUCCCAUCCCCGAAUCUCAGAACUCCAUUCUGGAAGCCGGGGCCGCCCCGCCUGCCCCUUGGGCCGGGCCAGAACCAGUGUCCCACGCUUCGGGAGGGAGGGGCUGGGCCACAUCCCAGGCCAGGUCUGGCUGAAACCGGGGUGGACGUCCUGUCUGCAGAGCACGCCGGGUGCCCUGGGCUGUGUCUGUUCCCACCCAGUCCCAGCCUCCUGCUCUCCCGGGUACCCCCCACGGGAAGGCAGAGGAGCCGGAGAUCAGAGCUGGCGUGGGGACAGGGCCUGGGGCCUCAGUGUGCUGGCCGUUUAUUUAUAGCCCCAGUCCAGGCCCUGGGAUGGCGUCUCACUCACCCCCAGAGCUAAGCCGACAUGUCCCGCCACAGCCAGGGGUGGGAAUAGCAGGCACCACCCCCAGCCAGCUGUGCGGCGCCCUGCGGUUCCCUGUGGCCCUCUGCCCGGCCUCCUGGGCUGCUCCCACUUCGUCCUUCACCUCGGACAGGACCCCUCUCUGCUCCCAGCUCGCUGCCUUCCACAGCCGAAGCAGGACUGAGCUCGAAAGCCUGGCUAGGACCCCCGACCUGUCCCCAGCAUUGCUGUGCCCCGAAUGCCCUCCCAAGGCUGCCAGGGACCUCGGCCCACCCCAGACCCCUGUGGACCACCAUCAUCAACGCCGAUAUGAGAAAAAAAUGCUGCGUGGGCUGGAGGCUGGGGGUGGCAGGAGUGUGGUGGGCCCAGAGAAGGGCCCAGAGGCCUGCCAGGGUCACCCAGGGGGUGCAGGCUGGCCAGCAUGUCCGAGAAACCGCCAGAAGCCACUGGACAAUGGGACCUCCUCCAGCAAGCCUCCAGGCCGGGGAGCUGUGCAUCGUCCCUGGGUCACUAUGGGGGUCCGGAGAGCCGUGUCAGGGCCGGCCAUAAAGGUGAGGAGAGAGGAGGAAACCCGUGAGGCCACACUGACUUCCGCAGUCAGGGGAGCAGACCUGUGUGACCUCGGCCAGGGCUGGCCUCUCCGCUGGGAGGGGACCUCGCAGGACAGUCUCCAGGCUGAGAACGGGGAGACAGAGACGGAUGCACCCUGAGAGCCCCUCCUGGCUCUGGGCUGGCUGGAGGCCCCUCACGUCCACGGACCUUCAGGCACGGAGCCAUGAUCCAGCACCAGCGCAGAGACCCUGGGGCGCAGCCCUUCCCAGCACCCGACCACCGCUUUCUCUGUGCGGAUCUCCCCGGUCGUUUUGCACAGUGUGGACGCGGCCCUGAGACCCGCCUUCUCCGUGGGAGAGUAGCUCCCACGUCACUGGGGAAUUCACAGAAUGUGCUGGGCGCUACCUUGUGUCGCAGCUUCGUGUGAGGCCACUGAGCUGACAAAGUUCCAGAAAUGUCCGACGGCCAUCUGCGGGUGGAGUCCGAACAGAUGCCAGCGUUUUGCUUGUAGAGAUGCUACUUCAGCGUGUCUCUGUCCAGGGGAACGUCUCCUGCUCCUGGGCUGAGUUCACAAGACCGGAAUGACUAGGACCGAUGGUGGAGGGUUACACACUCGGCCUCCGACGCUCGCCAGCACACCCGUCGCACGCACCCCGAGGCCCCCAGCGGGCAGCACUGAGCGCCCCUCGACACACUGUCCCUGCAGUGGGAGGCCGUUCUGCACCAAAGGGAUGAACCGUGUGCCACGGACAUGGUGGACACCCCCCAGCGAGGGGAAGAAGCCGGUCACAGAGGACCACACAGCACCUGGUCCCGUGUGUGCCACAUCCGGAGUCGGCAAAUCCACACGGACGGAAAGCGGGUCGCUGGUUGCCGAGGGCUGGAGGAGAAGGAGUGAGGAACUCAUGUUUAACGGGAUGGGGUUUUGGAGUGGGGAGAAUGUUCUAGAACUGAGUAAGGAGUUGGUUGCACAUUCUGAAUGUGCUAAAUGCCACUGAAUUGUUCAUGUUUGAAAACAGUGGUUUGUUUUGGGGCGCCUGGGGGGCUCAGUCGGUGAAGCCUCUGCCUUCGGCUCAGGUCAUGAUCUCAGGGUCCUCGGACCGAGUCCCGCAUCGGGCUCUCUGCUCAGCCGGGAGCCUGCUUCCUCCUCUCUCUCUCUCUCUGCCUGACUCUGCCCACUUGUGAUCUCUGUCUGUCAAAUAAAUAAAAUCUUUUAA
This is a messenger RNA of Mustela lutreola (European mink), 2404 nucleotides long. RefSeq lists its product as uncharacterized. The coding region runs from base 605 to 1345 and encodes 246 amino acids. The transcript is spliced from 2 exons. NCBI's taxonomy places the organism in Eukaryota, Metazoa, Chordata, Mammalia, Carnivora, Mustelidae. The record is from RefSeq and is a predicted model, not a curated record.